AUGGACAAUCACGACAUUGACCGGUUUCGAGGUCUGGAUAUGAGUCAUGGUUUCAUCAAGUCGAUAGUAAAAAACCAAAUUGACAGAGACGAAUACCAUAAAGUUAUGGAAGAGAGAAAAAUUGAAGUACAAAGAAAAUUCCGUGAAAGUAAAAGAAGAAAACCUCCUCCAGCUGUCGAGUGUAAACUUUAUGUUCCACCUCACCUUCGAGGGAAGGACGAAACUCCAUCCGUUAAAAGAGAUGCGGCAGAUCGGAAAAAUCCCUGCCCAGCAAUCGUGAGUGAGAUCGAAGAAAGCACUUUAAGGGAAAAAGUCCGAAAUCGAAUACAAGCUCGGCCGGAAGAAACACUCACGUUCAGCCCUACGGGAAAAGAUUCCGUGAGCUCCACGACUCCUUCGCGGCCCAUAUUCCUAUUGAAUUUGAAGAAAAACACUGGAGAUUCUGUAGAUGUUGCUGUAAUGAGUACUGAUAACGCCGCUCGUCUUGCGAAAGAGUUAGGAAGGAAACAUGGCUUCACGGAUGAUCAGUGCCGAAUGUUGAGGCUCACACUUGAAAGAGAACUUGAAGCAAGGCUACCUUCUUAG
Haemonchus placei is the source of this 585-nucleotide messenger RNA. NCBI's taxonomy places the organism in Eukaryota, Metazoa, Nematoda, Chromadorea, Rhabditida, Trichostrongylidae. The record is from the annotation of a GenBank genome assembly.